UCAACCCACUGAACACCUCUGUGGCUCUCUCUCUCUCUCUCUCUCUCGCUCAUCUUCUCCGUAGCUUGGCAUCUCCAUGGCCCUCUUUCUUCCCCACACUUUUCCUUCGCGUCAUCUCACUCGUUCUUCUUCUCUCAGUCUCGUUAAUUGCUCUUUCAAAUCCAGAGCACCCACCAAUGCGCCAAUCCCAGCAAGAGACCGAGUCAUAGACUUCGGAAAACACAAGGGCAAAAUGUUGGGAACCCUCCCUUCAACCUACCUCAAAUGGGUCUCCGACAACCUCCGAGCCCGCGAUUUCGAGCAGUGGGCAAAUCUAGCGGACCAAGUCCUCCAAGACCCGGUUUACAAAGAUCGGAUCGAGUGGGAGUUCGCUGAGAAUCUACUGACCGGUAACAACAAUAACAUUAUUUCGCUAAGAAAUGGGAGCGCAGUUUCAGAGCUGUUGGAAAUAAGCGAAAGGUUUGGUUGGGAUAACGGAGAUAAGGUGGGUUGGAGCAGAGUCAGUUUUGAACUUUUGGGUACCUCUAAAGGCGGUAGAAUUCCAAGAGUAAGCAAAAAUGGUGGAAAAGAGAGAGAGUUGGGCGUGAAUAAGAGGGAAAAGGUUGAGGAUUUAUCGAAAGGUGAAGAGAGGAGGAGGGAGAGAAGAGAGAGAAUGAAGAUGAAGACGGAAGGGAGAAAGGAGUGCAAGGUUUAUGAGAAAAGCUAUGGAGAUGAUGUGAUGACAGUUCAUGAAAGGGAUAGAGGAAAUAGUCGUCAAGAUGGGAUGAUGGAGAAUUAUAAUCCAUUUCCUGGGCGUGAAGCUCUGUUGAAGAAGGUGCUCAACCAUAAAAGAUCCUUGUAAUUCUUCCCUUUUCCUUUGUUUUUUUUUUUUUUUUUUAAUAUAUAUGAUUUAUUGAUUUAAG
Molecule: messenger RNA, 902 nt
Organism: Alnus glutinosa
Lineage: Eukaryota; Viridiplantae; Streptophyta; Magnoliopsida; Fagales; Betulaceae
Exons: 1
Coding region: 77-841 (254 amino acids)
Cellular component (GO): plastid
Source: RefSeq, a predicted model, not a curated record